AUGUUCAUUGAAAGGUUUGCGGCAGUGAUGCGGUUAAGCUGCUUUCUGGUGCUGCUCAUCGUUGAGGCUGUCAUCUUUGCUGAUGUUCGCGCAGACGAUGAAGAUGCAAAGAAAGAAGAAGAGCCCGAACUGGAAUACGAGAAGGACGAUGGUGUCGUUAUUCUGACCGAAAAGAAUUUCGAUGCGUUCUUGAAACAGAAUCCGACCGUUUUAGUGGAGUUCUAUGCGCCCUGGUGUGGUCAUUGCAAAGCGCUGGCACCUGAAUAUGUGAAAGCCGCAGAGAAGUUGUCGGUUCCUCUCGCAAAAGUGGACGCCACUGUUGAAUCCAAACUUGCUACUCGCUUUGAAGUGAGCGGAUAUCCAACACUGAAAUUCUGGCACAAAUCUGACACACCGGUGGACUAUGAUGGUCCUCGGGAUGCAGACGGUAUGAGCAAAUGCAUUUGUAUUGUGCAAUGGGUAUCCGAAAAGAGUGAUCCCAAUUAUAAGCCGCCACCCUCAGAUGUGACCGCACUCACAACAGACACAUUCGAUGAAGUGAUCGGUGCACGUCGUUUGGCACUUGUCGAGUUCUAUGCACCGUGGUGCGGUCAUUGUAAAAAACUUGCACCUGAGUACGAGAGAGCUGCGAAAACACUCAAAGCGAAAGGUGAAGAUAUAUUGCUGGCUAAAGUGGACGCGACAGCCGAAGAGAAAUUGGCAAAAACUUAUUCAGUUACUGGCUAUCCAACCUUGUAUAUAUUCCGAGAAGGGAGACGAUUCGAAUACAACGGUCCUCGUACAGCUGACGGUAUUGUGCAGUAUAUGAUUGAGCAGUCGAAACCAGCAGCCAAAAAAUUGGACACGAUUAAAGAAGCACAACGAAUAUUCUUGCGAACUGACGUUACCAUUGUGGCAUUUUUAUCAGGCGAACGCUCGAAACUGUUCGAUGCGUUCUCUGAUAUGGCUGAAAGGACUCGCGAAGAAUUCAGCGCAGUUGGAUAUACGUUUGAUGAGAACGUGAUGAAACAUUUCAAUGCAAAACCGGAUACGGUCAUCUUAUUCCAGCCAGAAAUUUUCUGGAGUAAGUACGAACCAAAACAACUCACAUUCGAAAAGAGUGACGCAAGUGCCGAGGAUCUGUUGACGUUUUUGCGUGAAAACAGUGCACCGUUGGUUGGGCAGAUGACACAUAACAAUAUGGCGAAUCGAUACUCGAAAUUCCCACUCGUCGUUGUUUAUUACUCUGUCGAUUUCUCGUUAGAACACGUCAAAGGAACGCAGUAUUGGAGAAACAAAAUACUCAAAGUGGCGAAUGAAUAUAAGAAGGAGAAGUAUCGUUUCGCAAUCGCCGACGAAGAGGAAUACGCUAAAGAGCUGACGGAUGUGGGAUUGGGUGAUAGCGGUCUUGAGCAGAAUGUCGUUGCGUUCGGUGUCAACGGCAAGAAAUAUCCGAUGAAUCCGGAUCAAUUCGAUGAUGACGAUCUGGAAGAGAAUCUGAACAAUUUCAUGAGGAAACUCUCCUCUGGUAAAGUGAAAGCAUUCAUCAAAUCAGCACCACUACCUAAGGAUGACAAAGGACCCGUUAAAACGCUUGUUGCGUUGAACUUUGCUAAAGUUGCGUUGGAUGAAGAGAAAGAUGUUCUCUCAUUCGAACCUCUUUACAAGGAAAUGGCCACUGAAUUGAAACCGAAAGAACCAAAUUUGAUCAUCGCAAAAUUCGAUGCAAUCGGCAAUGAUCAUCCAGAGAAUAUUAAAGUGGAAGGAUUCCCAACAAUAUACUUCAUUCCGGCUGGUAAAAAUGCAACUCCGAUCAAAUUCGACGGCUUACGAACACCCGACGAAUUGAUCAAAUUCAUGAAGAAGCAUGCUGUCGUAUCGUUUAAGGGUAAAACUGAAUUGUAG
Messenger RNA from Anisakis simplex (herring worm), 1884 nucleotides. The record is from the annotation of a GenBank genome assembly. Lineage: Eukaryota; Metazoa; Nematoda; Chromadorea; Rhabditida; Anisakidae.